AUGAUCCCCUUCUGCGGCUUGUGCUCAAAAGGUCUACGCGAAGUCAUAAAGUCCAAACCUAGACCCACCGGUUUGAAAGCAUUUGUAGCCACUACAAGCGAUGGUCUAAUGCUCGACUUUGAAGUCUAUCAAGGGGCUAACACCCCAUUCACAGAUAAAUCUCUAGGUGUGGGUGCAGCAGUUAUUUUGCAUCUUUCCAAAUCCAUUCCCCCAGGAAGUUGCAUUUACUUCGAUCGUUAUUUCACGUCAAUACCUCUCAUGGAAAGAUUAUCUGAAAAAGGAAUGCAUGGCACAGGAACGGUUAUGAUGAAUAGAAUACUUGACAAAAAAUAUAUGACUUUUAAAAAUGGCCGUGAAAUGAACCGAGGAGAUACUGAACAAUUCGUAAAUAAUGGUGUUGUAAUUGUGCCCUGGAUGGACAACAAAUCCGUUCUGGCGGCAUCCAAUUGCACUUCGGCAGACGAUCAUAUUUUCGUGAAGCGAUGGAAUAAAAAGGAGAAUGCAUACAUCGAUGUCAGGCAGCCCCUUAUCGUUGCCAAUUAUAAUCGGAACAUGGGAGGAGUUGACGUCCUCGACCAAUCAAUCGAGUAUAAUCGAACUUUUAUGAAGACCAAAAAAUGCUUUGAAGAUCAUGUUACAUUUUUUUGA
Messenger RNA from Parnassius mnemosyne (clouded apollo), 648 nucleotides. The record is from the annotation of a GenBank genome assembly. Lineage: Eukaryota; Metazoa; Arthropoda; Insecta; Lepidoptera; Papilionidae.